Molecule: messenger RNA, 375 nt
Organism: Penicillium hordei
Lineage: Eukaryota; Fungi; Ascomycota; Eurotiomycetes; Eurotiales; Aspergillaceae
Exons: 1
Coding region: 1-375 (124 amino acids)
Source: RefSeq, a predicted model, not a curated record
AUGUCCGCAAGUAUUGACCACCUCUGUCCGGAGCUUGUCACAAUCGUUGCUGAGCACCUUGGAUGCGAAGAUCUCUGUAAUUUUCGGCUUAGUGCUCGAUAUCUUACAGACUUUUCUCUCACGCUUUUCUCUAAUCGCUUCUUCCGUGAACGAGUCCAUCUGUUAAGUCGAUUUAACCUCAUGGCAUUGUUGAAUCUAUCACGCCAUCGCUUGUUCGGACUCUCAUUGCAGACCGUGGUCAUUUCAGCCGACCAGCUAAUCCCAGACCAACUACGUGAUAACCCCCGCUCUCUACCAUGCUGGAAUUGGGACGACAACUCUUCAAGUACUAUCGACAAAAGGGGCUAUCAAAAGCACCUCGACGAGCAGAAUUAA